CCUUCCCCGCGCAGCGUCCCCGCCGGCGCCGUGCAGCCCUUCCACGGGAUGCUGGACCGCGUCCCCAGCGAGCCGUCCUACCGGGCCCCUCUGGAGAAGCUCUUCUUCCUGCCCCACGUGUGCAGCUACGCCUGCCUGUCCCGCGUGCGGCCCAUCCGCGCCGACCAGUACCGCAGCCGCAACCCGCUGCUCAUCCCGCUGCUCUACGACUUCCGCCGCAUGACGGCGCGGCGCCGCGUCAACCGCAAGAUGGGCUUCCACGUGCUCUACAAGACGCCCUGCGGGCUGUGCCUGCGCUCCAUGCAGGAGAUCGAGCGCUACCUCUUCGAGACGGACUGCGACUUCCUGUUCCUGGAGAUGUUCUGCCUCGACCCCUACGUGCUGGUGGACCGCAAGUUCCAGCCCUACAAGCCCUACUACUACAUCGCCGACAUCACCAAGGGCAGGGAGGACGUGCCGCUGUCCUGCGUCAACGAGAUCGACAGCACGCCGCCCCCGCAGGUGGCCUACAGCAAGGAGAGGAUCCCCGGCAAGGGGGUCUUCAUCAACACCAGCUGGGAGUUCCUCGUGGGCUGCGACUGCAGGGACGGCUGCAGGGACAAGUCCAAGUGUGCCUGUCAGCAGUUGACGAUCCAGGCGAGCGGCUGCACCCCUGGGGGGCAGAUCAACCCCAACUCGGGCUACCAGUACAAGCGGCUGGAGGAAUGUCUGCCCACGGGCGUUUACGAGUGCAACAAGAGGUGCAAGUGCAACGUGAACAUGUGCACCAACCGCCUGGUCCAGCACGGCCUCCAGGUCCGGCUGCAGCUCUUCAAGACCCAGAACAAAGGUUGGGGCAUCCGCUGCCUCGAUGACAUCGCCAAGGGCUCCUUCGUCUGCAUCUACGCAGGGAAGAUCCUCACGGACGACUUCGCCGACAAAGAGGGGCUGGAGAUGGGGGACGAGUACUUCGCCAACCUGGACCACAUCGAGAGCGUGGAGAACUUCAAGGAGGGCUACGAGAGCGACGCCAAGUGCUCCUCGGACAACAGCGGCGUGGACCUGAAGGACGACGACGACGAGGAGAACACGGGCACGGAGGAGCCCGAGGAGUCCAACGAGGACAGCUCCGACGACAACUUCGGCAAGGACGAGAACUUCCACGCGAGCUCGGUGCUGCGCAGCUACGCCACGCGCCGGCAGACGCGCGGCCAGAGGGACGGCGGCCUCUCGGAAACGGCCUCCAAGGACUCGGGGCUCACCCGGCCCCUCGGCCACGACGAGGCCCUGGCGGCCCCCUGCAAGCUGCCCGUGUCGGAGGAGAGCUCCAAGAACAAGGUGGCCUCGUGGCUGAGCUCCAACAGCAUGGCCGAGGGCUUCCAGGACGGCGACAGCAGCUCGUCCUUCCGCGAGGCGGGAGAAACCAAACCUGUGAAAGUGGAGAACCCCGGGGAGAGGGAGAAGGGAUGUGUUCCCACCCCGGGAGAGAUGAACAGAGAGAUGAAGGCAGCCAAGAAGGAGGAACCUGAAGAGCCAACCAAAAUUACGGGGCUGAGCAUCCCUGGCAGGAGGUACGGGUACAACCCCUGCCCCCCGAAGCUGGAGGGGAUCCGGCGGCCCCUGAGCCGCACGGCGCUGCUGCAGAGCCGGCGCCGCUCCCUCUCCCUGCAGGCCUCCAGUGAGGACGUGCUGACACUGUCGAGCAGCACCGACAGUGACGUUGAGAACGGGCAGGUCCUGGCGGGGCAGGUCCCGGGCACCGCCAACGACAGCGACGACAUCCAGACCAUCUCCUCGGGCUCUGAGGAGGAGGAGGGCGAGGACAAGAAAAACCUCUCGUCUGGGUCAGGUCCCGUGAAGAGGCAGGUGGCUGUGAAAUCCACCCGGGGCUUCGCCCUGAAAACCACCCACGGCAUCGCCAUCAAAUCCACCCCGCUGGCCGCGGGCGACAAGGGCGAGAGCGCGGGGCCCGUGCGCCGGAGCACCCGGCAGUUCUACGACGGGGAGGAGAACUGCUACAUCAUCGAUGCCAAGCUCGAGGGCAACCUGGGCCGCUACCUCAACGUGAGCUGGGCACGGGCAAGGGGGGGCAGGGGCCUCAGCGGGGCUGUGCCCGCUCUGAAGAACAGGGAAAGGGCAGGGGGAGGAGGCUGAUCCACCCUCCUGAG
Messenger RNA from Corapipo altera (White-ruffed manakin), 2147 nucleotides. Its product is annotated as histone-lysine N-methyltransferase SETDB1-like. The transcript has 8 exons. Gene Ontology annotation, cellular component: nucleus. Gene Ontology annotation, biological process: negative regulation of gene expression; heterochromatin organization. NCBI's taxonomy places the organism in Eukaryota, Metazoa, Chordata, Aves, Passeriformes, Pipridae. The record is from RefSeq and is a predicted model, not a curated record. Gene Ontology annotation, molecular function: DNA binding; protein binding; zinc ion binding. The annotation marks the transcript as partial.